UCCAAACAGUUGACGGAGGGAAAGCGCGAAGAAUUGCUGGAAAAAAUGCUCGCAAACGCGGAAUGGAUCGCCUACGGCAUCCACAACAUUUCGCCAAUGGAAAUAACUGAGAAAAUGCUAAGCAGCACCAAAAUCAGUCUCAACGUGAUCUCACAGAAUGCAGCCAUUGGAUUGAUUAAUUCGGCUCUCGAUCAAGGUGUCAAUUUGAAAGAGGUCUACGUAGAUACAGUGGGCAAGGCUGACAUAUAUCAGGCCUACCUGCAGUCGCUUUUCCCAAAAAUCAAGAUCACCGUGGAAAGUAAAGCCGAUGACACCUAUCCAAUCGUCAGUGCUGCCAGUAUCUUCGCCAAGGUAACUCGUGAUCGACUCUUGGCGCGGUGGCCCAAAGCCGGUCGUGGCAGUAUUCCUCCUAACACCCCGCUCGGUUCGGGAUAUCCAGGCGAUCCCCUUACGAAACAGUACUUAAGAAUCUGCAUGGACCCCAUAUUUGGCUUUCCGCCGUUGGUUCGGUCCAGCUGGUCAACUGCUCAAACUCUUCUUGAGGAGCGAGCUGUGAGAGUCCUUUGGUAA
Messenger RNA from Dibothriocephalus latus, 570 nucleotides. The record is from the annotation of a GenBank genome assembly. Lineage: Eukaryota; Metazoa; Platyhelminthes; Cestoda; Diphyllobothriidea; Diphyllobothriidae.